Molecule: messenger RNA, 1478 nt
Organism: Vicugna pacos (alpaca)
Lineage: Eukaryota; Metazoa; Chordata; Mammalia; Artiodactyla; Camelidae
Source: RefSeq, a predicted model, not a curated record
UGCAGCCUGUGGCACGGCUGCUGGGGCGGCCAUUAGACGGGGCGGCCGUUAGACCGGGGCGGCCGUUAGACCGGGGUGGCCGCGGAGGGACAAGGAAGCUCUGUAGCUCCGGGGUCUGAGCUACUGCUGUGGCGAUGGCGGACAAAGGCUCGAGGCAGGAGAAGCAGGGCGGAAGAAACAGUGGAACUGGAUCCACGGUGGAAAAGCCGCAGCCGCCUAAAGUUCCAGAGCCACAGGGGGACAUCGUGCCUGCACGGCCCACUGAGGCGGAGGCAGUGGGGCUCAAGGCUCGCGAGGAGGGUGAGGAGGUGGUGGGCGACAUCUUGGCCGAGAGGCCGGACCGAGUCAUGGAUUCCGUCUUCAGAGUCUACCAGGACCGGCAAAUGGGCCUGGAUUCGCGUCCUUCAGACCUGUCUCCUCUCUCCCUGACCCCUGCCUGCUGGACUGACACCCCGUCUCGCCUCCGCAGUGCAUUCCAUAUACAAUCAACUGGGCACGGGAGACCAUGCGCUUCACACCCCGGGAUGAGGGAGAACCCCACCUGGCAGAGGACCCCACGUGGCGCCGCAGCGCCCAGCCCCUCCGCUGGGUUCCUGCCACAGCAGCCCUGGCGCGCGGAACCGCAGCUUGGUGCACCGCCGCGCAGAAUGGGCCACAAGCCCGCGAUGGCACGCCUGGACCCCGCGAGCCUGCCAUGCCACUGGGUGUGCCCGCAGGUGGAGGUUCUGGUUCCACCCUCCACAGCACCUCCCCCGGAAGCCUACAGCAGGUGCCAGCGGGGCGAGAAGACCGAAGCCCCGGCCGGCCUGCCAGCCUCUGGUUGGGGGCUCCCCAGUGUGGCCCAUAACCCCCCCAGAUCCAAACUAUGGCCAAGUGCCAAGUGGCCCAUCGGCUUGGAGGCCGAGGCCAAGCUGCUGGAUGAGCUGUGGGAGGGCCGCAGGAUACCUCCACAAGGCCUGGUCCUCGGGGAUCAGGAGAUCCAGGAUCCUCACAAGCAGUCUCACCCUGCCCCUAGAGUUCUCGAGUCCACGUUCCAUGUGAAGGGGAAGCCCUUGUGGCUGGACGAGAUGAAGCUGCCUCCUGGUGUGAGCGUGUGGAACCCAGCCACCCAAGAGCUGCUUCGCUGUGCUGAACCUCAACAGGAAGACGAAGAGGACAGCACCUCUCCUCCUCCCAUCCAAACGAAUGCCCCAGAACCCGAGGUGACGGUGGCAGAGCUAACGAAGAACUUAGAGCCGGAAAUAUCGAUUCUCCCCUCCAAGAAAGUUUAUGCGGAAAUUAUAUGUGAGAGAAAACGGGGAAGAAGCUGGAAGAAGUGGGGAGAAGAUGGGAGAUCCACCAGACUGUCAUCCAAGCCUGACCCUCAGUGAAGGAGAGAAGGCUGGUUAGGAGCAUCUUAGGGUGCGGUGGAGUAAUUUUUCCAUUUUAAACUUUCCUCUCUUGUUUUGAAAGUAUACACUAUUUCUGUUCUUUAUUGG